UGGAAACACUAUGGGGCAGUUCUACUCUGUCCUGUAGGGUUGCUAUGAGUCGGAAUCGACCCUACUGCCAUGGUUUAGUCCUUGUUGUGUUACUGCCAGUUUCUUCCCCUUUUCUUUCUUAUACUGCAUCUUUACUGUUAUGCCAGAGGGUAACCCCCUCCGCCUUUGCUUUUGUUCCCAUCUACCACAUUCUGAUCUUUUCCUCUUUCCAUCAAGUAUCCUCUCAUUUUCAGUUUAUCACUCCCCAGUGGCUUAUUUCUCUAAAUUUGUAAUCAUGCUCCUGUCCCUUCCAUCCUGAAUAUUCCUUCUCUUGUUCCUUUCCCAAUCUUAUGUCUUAUCUUUCAUCUUCUCUCCUGCAAAUGUCUCAAGGGGAUAACAUGUUCUCAGCUGUUUCCAUUUCUUUAUCUUCUGUUAACUCCUCACUCAACUGUAUGCAGUCUGUCUUCUAAUUUCCCUAUUUAUCCUUUUUCCAGAGGGCCACAAGGUUAGUAUAAAAAACUUGAGUGCAUGGAGGAAAAUAUUAUAAACCUAUUAUGUGAAGAUUAAAUAUAAUAAAUGUUUAUAUCUAAGUAAGUUUUAGAUUUAAUGCAUUCCCAGUCAAAAUUUCAAGUUUUUGAAAAAGAAUUAGCAAUUUUAGCAUUAAGAAAAUGAAAGGGCAAAAAGAGCAGAAAAUGUUUUAGAAAAGAGUGAGUAGGUACUAGGCCUUCCAGAUACUAGAACAUAUCCUAGAGCAACAAUAACAGUCAUAUAGUACUAGUACAAAACAGAAAUAUAAGUAAAACAUAUGUAUAUAAGGAAUAGGCCUGAUUAUAGAAUAAUUUACUAUCUAAUAAUCACAAAACAACAUCAAAAGUUAAGUGGUCUUGAUUAUUGGUAAUAUGUCAUGAUAUAUACCACAAACCAAAACAAUACAAUGAGAGGUUACCUAUUAAAAGAAAGAAAUCUUAGACUAAGAAAAUAGACAUUCAUAAGAACUUUAAUGGGAAAAUGAGAAUUUAAUUUAAAAAAUAGGGCUUAUAGUAUUAAACUAUGUGAAAAUCCAGUGUUAUCAAUGCCCUUUAUAUUAUUUAGUCCAGUUACGAUUAAAACUCUCUCCUCUCCAGGCUUGAUACAACCUCCUCCUUUUUCACUACUUCCAUUUUGAAUGCUUUUUCUUAGUACACCCUGAAAUUGAGUGGAAAAUCAUACAUGCAAACGUGCAGGGAAGUAAAUUAAGAACAUUCCUGAGGUGCAGGAAUAAAGCCAGUGAGUGGCUGGACUUGAAGGAUAGCAAUGGAAAGGAACAGACUAUUCUUGAGAUUUUGAAUAGAGCUAACACCCAGUAGGGUAUAUUUCCUUUUUUUCGACGCUGCAACAGCCUCUUUAAACUGUUUAAAUGAGAAUGUCCUUGGCCCAGAGAGUACUACUCACCUGGCUUUUCACAUUACUCUUCUUGAUCAUGUUGGUGUUGAAACUGGAUGAGAAGGCACCUUGGAACUGGUUCCUCAUAUUUAUUCCAGUCUGGAUAUUUGAUACUAUCCUUCUUGUUAUGCUGAUUGUGAAAAUGGCUGGGCGGUGUAAGUCUGGCUUUGACCCUCGACAUGGAUCACACAAUAUUAAAAAAAAAGCCUGGUACCUCAUUGCAAUGUUACUUAAAUUAGCCUUCUGCCUUGCACUCUGUGCUAAACUGGAACAGUUUACUACCAUGAAUCUGUCCUAUGUCUUCAUUCCUUUAUGGGCCUUACUGGCUGGGGCUUUGACAGAACUUGGAUAUAACGUCUUUUUUGUGAGAGACUGAAUUCUAAAUACCAUCAUCUCAUUUUUAUUGCCAUUCAACAAGCUAUCAUUAAAGUGUUCUGAAUCUUUGCAAGCUUCAAGAAUACCAGAGAACUGAGAAAAAAUACCAAAUGUAAUUUUAUACUGCUUCCAUAAAAUAGGCUUGGUGAUUGAAUCAUGGACUUCUAAUUAAUCCAAAACUUACUCAGUAUUCGAGUUACUAAUGUUCUUAUUAUCCAUAUGUAAAUAAAGUUUGUUUUGGAUGUCAUCUUUCUACCUAACUCUUGAAUAAUCUGUUGUAGGUGAUCAGUAUUUAAAGUAAGUAAAUAAACAAAGCCUUUAAUCUACAAAUUUGAGUAGUUUAAUGUAUCAUGGUCCCAUUAUGACCGAAGUAAAUGGCCAUUUGUGCUUCUAAUUUAUGAAAAGAAAAAACACUCCUGGUAGUUACUGAAAUAGUUAUGGAUGUCACAUCAUGUUUACAUUCAGAAAGAACCAGAGAGGUUGACAGCUUUUUAUCUAGCCUAAGUUCAUUGUUACCUCUGCCUUUUGUUUGGGACAGAUGAGUUAGA
This is a messenger RNA of Trichechus manatus latirostris (Florida manatee), 2324 nucleotides long. It is a transcript of the gene TMEM60, whose product is annotated as transmembrane protein 60. The record is from RefSeq and is a predicted model, not a curated record. The coding region runs from base 1376 to 1777 and encodes 133 amino acids. The transcript is spliced from 2 exons. NCBI's taxonomy places the organism in Eukaryota, Metazoa, Chordata, Mammalia, Sirenia, Trichechidae.